Messenger RNA from Lampris incognitus (smalleye Pacific opah), 2615 nucleotides. It is a transcript of the gene stard3nl, whose product is annotated as STARD3 N-terminal like. The transcript has 10 exons. Bases 587 to 1267 code for a protein of 226 amino acids. NCBI's taxonomy places the organism in Eukaryota, Metazoa, Chordata, Actinopteri, Lampriformes, Lampridae. The record is from RefSeq and is a predicted model, not a curated record.
GUCUACUGGUGCAAUGAAGACGUCCAACUGACCGUAACAAGGCUGCCCCGAAUUGACUCAGAAACCGAGCAAUUCUUAAGCUGUGCGGACGUGGUAGGAUCUGUUGGUAUCCGCUGGCUGGAUGACAACGGCUGGUUUCCAACAGCCAUGCUCCUGGAGUCUGAUGUGUUGUCCUUCGUGCAGCUGUGACAUCGGCUUCGCUGACCUGUCGUAGUACCUUUUCUGCUGCAGCUGACGUUGGACUCUCCUGGCAUGCGUGUCUCUGUGACUGACGACCUUGGGCUGAAGCUGCUGGUGUGUGUUGGGUAGAAUUGAGUGUAGACGACGACUCAUGAGCAGCUGGGCUGGUGAUCUGAAGCUGUCGACAGGUGUGUUCCGAUACUCAAGCAGACUCAGGGUGUGGGAUGCAGCGCAGCUGGAGCAACUAAACGAGCGUGGCUUCUCUCGGGAAAAGUAGGCGAAUUUGCAGCUGGCGAGUAACAAAUGACCCCACCUUCUUCUCUGCAAGACAAAGGUCCAUCCGCUGAAUCAACCAAAUAUUAAACAGUGGGCAGUGCCAGCCCUGCCCCAGCGGGCGUGGCCAGCGAUGGAUAGCCGAUGCAGCAGCAGUGCCGAUUCGCGGCGGGGUCCAUGGGCAGGGUCAGUCGUCACCACACCGAUCUCAGCCCGAGUGGAGUUGUAUGAGGCCGGGGAGAAAAAGUGCAUCUCUGAUGUGCGGAGGACCUUCUGCCUUUUCGUCACCUUUGACCUCUUGUUCAUCUCCUUGCUCUGGAUCAUAGAGCUCAACGUGAAAGGAGUCAUUACGGAACAACUCAUUAAUGAGGUCCUGGAGUACGACUACCACGCCUCCUUCUUCGACAUAUUUCUCUUAGCUGUGUUCAGGUUUGCAGCCCUCAUCCUGGCCUAUGCAGUAUGUAAGCUGCGCCACUGGUGGGCCAUAGCUAUCACCACUGCAGUAAGCAGUGCUUUCCUUAUCGUAAAAGUCAUUUUAUCAAACCUGCUGACUCAGGGUGCGUUUGGUUACCUGCUCCCCAUCAUCUCCUUCGUCCUUGCCUGGAUAGAGACGUGGCUGUUAGACUUCAAGGUUCUGCCCCAGGAGGCAGAAGAUGAAACUCGAUACUUGUCCAUUGUGGACACCACAGAAAGAGCCCCACUCAUCCAUCCUGGUCCUAUGUCAGAUGGGCAGUUCUACUCUCCACCCGAGUCAGUUGCAGAUUCUGAUGAGGAUCUUGAUGAUAAACAUGAUAGAGAAAAAGGGCUCAUUUAACAGUUGUUUUUCCUUUCAAGAAUCUUCAGUGAUGGAGGUUGACCUUGAACUUGGACCUCUUUUCAAGUGAACUUUGAAUGGCAACGUUCAACCUUACUUGAGUCCUGCAGCCGAGACGGUGCGUUACUGAAGGGAAUCUCUGCCUUAUUCUGUCAUAUGAUCCUCUGUUAUCCAGCUGACAUCUUUGUUCAUGAACUGGCAUGUUCCUGCAAUUAUUUGCAUAUUGCUAAUGCAUACUCAUACCAGGACCUAAACCGGUAUCUCAGAACACUGAUAAUAUCAAGUGUUUACUGACUUUUCUGAAUAUAUCGGGAAAUAUGUCAGCGGUUACACCCCCAGUAAGAUUCUCCCAUUGACUGAUGUCUUAAAUGGAGAGAGAAAAUGUUAAUUCUGGAGAAGUGGUGUACAUGCGGGCUAUAACAAUCAGUUCUGUUGUAUAACAACACCAUAUAACUAAAUCAGUUGACAUAUACACCAGAUAAGGGUGAAUGUUUUUUUUUUUUCGUCAGGUACUGACUGACCUGACAGUGGACUUUAAAAUCCUCUUUCAAUCUCUUCUACUGCAUCCUCAUGCAUGUAUUCGAGUGUUAAUACAGCAAGUUUUUACAGAUGCUGCACUGCCAUUAGUUUUUUUGUCAUGGUGUCAAAUGUAUUUUAACCCGUCUGCUGACAUUUUCAAAUAUUCUGUUUACAUUUCUUCUAAAGAUUUGUUUCUCACUUUCAUUAUGCUUUUUGACUGAAGUAAAGCUGGCGAGGAUGAGAAAUUAGUUCAGUUUUUGUUCUGUGUCAAAGGAAGCUAAAAAGGAAGGACUGUGGCCAGUAUUAUUAAAACAUGCGACACGUGGCGGUGAUAGACACUUCUUGUGUACUGUGUUUUUAUGAUGGCACUUGAAAUGAGUGACUCAAAUUAAUCAAACUACACUCAGGGUUCCUAUGCUGGUCCACGGGUACUUUGUGAUGAAAAUGAUUCAGACAACUUCUGGGUUGCACAAAAGAUGAAAAGAAAAAUCUGCUCACACUGCAAACUGCUUUCAUCUGAAAGAUAGUCUAAUAAUAUAUGAAAUAAUUAUUCUUUAGUCAAAGACGUAACACAAAUGAGCCAGAGGUAUCGCAAUUUAAAAAUAAUGCCAAGAAAUGUCUCGAGUUUAAAUGGAAUUAAUGCAUAGGAGCCCUGUACACUAUUACAUGUAGACUGCUUUAAAAUGCCGCUUAACGGAAAUGUUUGGACCUUAAAAUUAGUUUAAAAAAAAACACGUUAUGUACAGAAUCUUAAAUGCAUGCCUUGCCAGCCCAAUGAUUUGUGUUUUUAUGAUAAGCUUGUCUAUAUAAUUGAAACAUUAAAAUGUGA